Molecule: messenger RNA, 2379 nt
Organism: Lottia gigantea (owl limpet)
Lineage: Eukaryota; Metazoa; Mollusca; Gastropoda; Lottiidae
Exons: 4
Coding region: 1-2379 (792 amino acids)
Source: RefSeq, a predicted model, not a curated record
AUGGACACUACACCUGCACCAUCUAGAGCUACCACGCUGCCGAACCAAACCCCUAAACGAGCCCGAAGUUCACCUACUCCUAGUCCAGCAGACAUAGGUAAACGCUCUCGUAGAGAGGGCACACCCCUUCUCUUUUCACUUUCAGACUCGUCUUCCCCUUCCACACCAUCUGAAUCUUCACCACGUGAUCCAGGAUCCGCCAACCUUUCUUCCUUCUGUGCGUUUUUGGACCAGCAAACCACCCCUCAGUCUCCAUCCAAGUCGAGACAUGUAUCCAGACCUUCCCCUCCUCGAACCAGAUCCCAGUCCGUUCCCAAUGCUACAAUUCUAACUACCAAACCAGUACCAAUCACACCGUCGACGACCAUUAUAUCCGCUACCAAACCGUAUUAUCACCAAACCAAGGACAAAUCAUUAUGGAAACUACCUGCUCUAAAGAAAUCAACUUUAAUAAUUGGAUCAUCUAACCUGAAUCGAAUUACCAAAACCAGUUCGGACACCGAAAUACAUUCUUACCCCGGUGCCCAAAUCCAUCACAUACAGUCAAUCCUGGAAUCAUACGACCAUGAUCCCAAACCUACUACCAUUAUUCUUCAUGUGAAGCUGUCAGUUUAUAUAGGUUAUGCUAAGGCCAUAGGUUCGCUGCCAGCUGUGUUAAUAUUUGUAAUAUAUGGAUUUUACCAGGCUUUGAAUGUUUAUUCAAGUGUUUGGCUGGAACAGUGGACAGAUGAUCAACUCCUGGCAAACAGAUCUUUGGCCAAUACUAGUAUAUAUCAAGAUAAAAAUGAAAUGUAUCUUGGAGUUUAUGGAGCAUUGGGAGUUUGUCAAGGUAUAAAAUUAUAUGUUCCCGGUAUGGCUGGUUUCUCCCGUGGCAAAAAGAUUGUCAAAAUGGCACUGAAGAUUAAUGAUGAGACCAGUAGGUCUACUUCAGCAUGUUCCUUAUCUAGAGCCUCUGCAUGUACAAAUCGCAUCAUUCCAUCAUCUUCUACCACAUCCAGUUCAGCACAGCUCUUCAAUAACGUGCCAGGGAAGUUACAAAACGAAUAUUCAUCUCCAAGUAUUGAAUUUUUAAGAGUCAACCCACCAACAACUUGCUUCGAUGAUCUAUCUAAAAGACUUCCUACCGGUCCCGUUUCUACUGAAAAUCAUAACCUAGCACCUGCAAGAAGUAUCGUGUCCAGAUGGUCUAAGAUUGAUGGUUCUUGUACCCAGUCUUUGAGUCCAGCUCAACAUAUUAACGCCACAGCCGAAUCCCCUUUAUGCUCUCCUUUCGGAACAAAACCCAAAGUCGCUUCACCUGGUUCAAACUUGUAUAGGAUUCAGGGACCAUCUGUUCGUCAGAUUACACCUACAAAAUUACCAAAUUACGACUCCGAUGACUUCGGAAAUGAGUACGAGAGUGACUUUGACGACAGCGAUAACGACCCGAACUGGCAUCCAGAGAAAAAGCGAAGACUACUCGUUUUCAGUUCCGAUGAUGGUGUUGAACCAUUGCCAGAUGAUGACGACGAUGACAUAUCUUUGCCUAACAAACCAACCAAUGCCGACGUACAGGUCACAAACCCAGAUUCACCUAACACACCACGAUUAACUGAUGGCAAAUCUAAACGAUCAAGGCGUGGUAAACGAAUUCCUUUACAAUGGGAUAGAAAUUCCCUCCUGUUAUGCNCAUUACUCACUGCUAGCUCGAUGUAUUACAAAACCAAAUUGGGGUGCCAUAAUUACACAAUUUUUGAUUUGGUAACUAAGGAAGCAAUGAAUUACUUUUGGCAUGAAGGUAUUGGUGAUUUGAAUGGUAGUACGUUUGCGUCUUGUUUAGCUGACUACAUUCUUGGUUUGGAUCCGAACAUUAGAGAACCCAUCAUCUUCAGCGACGGAUGUACAUAUCAAAACAGAAACACAAUAUUAUCAAAUAUGUUACUGAAACUUGCAACAGAAAAGGGAAUAAAGAUCACCCAAAAGUAUCUCGAAAAGGGCCACACACAGAUGGAGUGUGACUCUGUUCAUAGCACGAUCGAGAGAAGACUACGCGGAAAACCCAUUUAUAUACCCCAGAAUUACGUUGAUUUAAUCCGAACAGCUCGAGUAAAUCCUCCCUAUAAAUUGAAGUAUGUUGGCGAUCCUGUUGUGACGGAUAUUCAUGUUUUAUCAUACAAGGAUGGCACUAUACAAUACAAAUUGAAGUUUUCCGAUGAGUUCGAAGAUCUUCCAAGACGGAAUAAGAAAUGCUCUCCUACUGUUGAUGAUCCGAUAAUAUUAAACAAUCUUUAUAUAGAGCCUUUAAAAAUCAAAUCAAUUAAGUUCAAUCAUCUUCAAGAACUUAAGAAAGUAAUACCACCUGAUUAUCACCCAUUUUAUGACAAUUUACAUCAUGAAUGA